This is a messenger RNA of Siniperca chuatsi (mandarin fish), 4792 nucleotides long. RefSeq names its product SEC16 homolog B, endoplasmic reticulum export factor (gene sec16b). Gene Ontology annotation, cellular component: ER to Golgi transport vesicle membrane; endoplasmic reticulum exit site. Bases 570 to 3362 code for a protein of 930 amino acids. The transcript has 24 exons. Gene Ontology annotation, biological process: COPII vesicle coat assembly; autophagy; Golgi organization. NCBI's taxonomy places the organism in Eukaryota, Metazoa, Chordata, Actinopteri, Centrarchiformes, Sinipercidae. The record is from RefSeq and is a predicted model, not a curated record.
CAAUCCGAGGACGCGGUUAGUCAUGUCGAGAUGACAGAAAAAAAGUUGACAGUAUUUGUUCUGUUGGAAUUAUCCUGAAGAUGGACGCGAUUUCCUCUUUGUGGGACUGCGGCUGUCAAACCCCUCCGGGAGUGCUCCGCUGUUUACUGUCAGCUCGCUGAGAUCACACAGGCCGGGACACAUGAUGCAAACAGAACGGAGAUGAAGGAGCAUGCACAUUUAUACCAAGACUGGUGCGGUUUUAAAUGUUUAUCCUCUGGAAAGGGAUUUUCUUCAUUCAUUGGGAUCAUUUCCACUUCAGCACUGGUUCCUGUGCAGCAACAACACACUGUUAUACGGGUCACAGUAUCUUGUGAACUUUAUCCUCUUGUUAUCGUGCUGACUUGUUAUCAGCUCAUGUUAUGACUUUCCUGCAAAAUGAUGUGGCAGCCGUGGAUGUACUUUGACUGGUCUGGCAUGUGUGAGCUGUAAGAGCCUAAGCAAAACUUCUCGACAGAUUAUUUCUGUGUGUGUGUGUGUGUGUGUGUGUGUGGUGUCAAGGCAGGCUGAUCUUGUGCGAAGGGGUCGUCAUGGAUCACAGAGGUCACCCCCAGCCCGACUCUGGCCCUCGCUCCCACAGAACAAAAGACAGAGAGGACUACUACAGGUAUUCUCAGCAGGACAGGGACCAGAGCUACCCACCACCGAACCCCAGAGAGAGGGACAGGCACUGGGCUCAUCCAGACGCCCGCUUCAGGGCUCAUUUCAGCAGUCCUCCUGCCAGACCGGAGCAGUAUCCUUACAACACUCAGCAGUAUCCGUAUGGCCAUGGCCUUCCUGAACACCAACGACCCCAGUCCAGGCAUGGGUAUGACUAUCCACACCACAGCCACUGGGACUACAGAGACAACUAUGGUUACUAUGACCAUGACCACUAUAGAGGACAGCAUGGGCGACAAGAUGCUGGCCAGUGGGGUCCCCAAGACUCCUGGAGAACGGACCGUUACCACGACAGCACAUACAGGCAGGAACACUCAGGGAGCUCCUACACCGAGGAGUACAGGUAUGACCAAGGGAGAGACGUCUCCCAGCAUUACCUCAAUGACUAUGAGGAUAAUCCCUCCAGGGACAACGAAGAGGUUUCCUCAUAUUACCUGGGGACAUUAGAAAGUUCCAAAAACUCUGGGUUAUCCUCCAGCAGCUAUGAACUGAGUCAGUACAUUAAUGGAGCUGAACACAGUGAGCCUGUCCCGCAGUCUGUUCACACAUCCGAUGCAGAGCAUGGACCUGUGCAUCAGACGUCAGCUCCUCUGAAGUACUCGAUCCCUCACGCCGUUGUCAGCUUUGGGCCUGCAGGCCAGCUGAUACGGGUCACUCCAGGCUUGUCCACACAGGAGAAAGUCAGUCAGCUGGAAUUCCACAGUCUGGAAGUCAUUCUGAGUGACACAAAGGAACAGCAGGAGAUGAGAACCUUCCCAGGGCCCCUAACCAGGGAGGAUUUGCACAAAGUAGAUGCUAUAGAGUUUGCCCACCAGAGGGCAGGCGCCUGCAUCAGAGGCGACAAACUGCAUGAUAAGAGCUCUGCUGCCCUCUUGUGGAAUCUACUGAUACUCCUCUGCAGACAGAAUGGACAAAUAGUUGGCUCAGAUAUCGCAGAGCUGCUGGUGCAGGGCUCACAUUCAGACGGAAGCUGGGAGUCAGAUGCUCCCACGCUCAUUGACUUCAGUGAGGGCACAACUGCUGAAGCACCACCUCGCAAAGGAGAUGACCUGCUCACGGGAAACUGGAGCGGCUUCAGCUCUGAGACCUCUGAGAAGGCCCUGCAGAGCUACACUCAGCUGCUGCUGGCUGGAAGAAAGAAGGAGGCCUUGGAAUUAGCUAUGAGCAGCGGCCUGUGGGGGCAUGCGCUUUUUCUGGCCAGCAAAAUGGACAACAGGUCUUACACCACUGUGCUGAACAGGUUUACAGGCCAGCUAAUGGCCAGUGAUCCCCUCCAGACUCUCUUCCAGCUGCUGUCUGGGAGAAUCCCUGCUGUAGCCAUGUGCUGUGGAAAUGAAAAAUGGGGAGACUGGAGGCCCCAUCUGGCUGUUAUGCUCUCCAAUGAGACAGGAGAUCCUGCCGUCCAACAGAAGGCCAUCGUCACCAUGGGAGACACACUCGCCUCCAAAGGCCUCAUACAUGCCGCCCAUGUGUGCUACCUGACAGCCAGUGUUCCCUUUGGGGCGUUCACACAGAAAGCAGAGAGACUGGUGCUUCUAGGCAGCAGCCACAGGCAGUCCUUUGAAUACUUUGCCACAAACCCUGCCAUCCAGUGCACUGAGUUGUAUGAGUACUGCCAGACACUUGGUGGCAAGUGCUCUUCAAUACCAUCCUUUCAGGUGUAUAAGUUCCUGUAUGCCAGCCGGCUGCUGGACUGUGGGCUUGCGUCUCAGGCCUUUCAUUACUGUGAGGUGGUAGGACAGGCGAUCCUCAGACAGAGGGAGCCUUUCUUUGUGCUGACUGGUGAGGUUAUUAAGCUGUCAGACAGGCUGAGACACUCUGAGGGUCAGUUCAGUGAAGCGGGGGUUAGCGGAGCCGGGCAGGAACCCGACUGGCUGAAACGGCUCCGUGCUAGGCACCACAGCCUACAGACGGGGAGUUACGACUGUACUGAAACAUACCAGCCACCUCAUGAGGGAAGUGUUUUGGCCCACGAGGAUAGCAAAGUGUGCUUAGAAUCUGACUUGGAUGACCUAAACCGUGACAUCCAGAGUCCAGAGCCUGAACUCCUUUAUUACAGAGGCACCGAGGAUCAAGAAAGCCUUGAGCAUCAAGUUGAAGGAAACGCUGAGGAAAUGGCCGCGUUGUCAUGUGACGUUAGCGGAGCUCAGGACUGGCCACACGCCAAUUCUCCAUUGCCAGUAAUGGUGGUUUAUGCUCCCCCAGCGCCCACAGUGGCCGUGAGCCAAGACUUCAGUUAUCAUAACACAGAUAGUGCUGAAGUCAGAACACCACAUUGUCCUCUGAGUAAUCUGCCACCAGCAGCAGAGGGAGCUUGGUCGUCCUCUGGAGCAGGCACAAUGGGGGGCCAGAUGCUGGAAGUCGACAUUAGUCAGCAGGGGCAAGGCCAGCAAAGCAUCCCACAAGGUUUAGAGGCCUCCAGUGAGCCUCCAAUACAGAGCACCAAGGCAGGAUGGUUUAGUGGUUGGUUCAAAUCAAAGCCCAAAGAUGUUCACAAGGAGAGUUCAAAGCAGGGAAGCGAAGCUCAGACAGAGCUACCACCUACUACUGGCUUCUGUCCUCCUCCCCCGCCUGCCAUUGUCUCUCCAGGCAUGUUUCCAUCCCAGCCUUCCUCUGCUGGGAUCAAUCCCUUUUCAAUGAAAGCAGGUCAGCAGCUGGGGUAGAAACCUCUAGCCCGUAUCACAGGAUCACUGACACCGCCCAUGUAAGUGGGGAUAUCACACCACCUACCAUCAACAGUGCCUUCAUGUCUAAUGAGAGCUUCACCUGAGCUUGGAUGCACACCGAUAUGAUCCAUACCCUCCCCACCGCCCACAUUUCUUUUUUAAGGAUGCCCUUUCAAAACCCCCACAGCUUGCCCACCAUCAUGUUGCAUAUUAGAUACAGAAAUACUCUGGAUGAACUGGCAUAGUAACUCAUAUUGCAGCGACUAAAACAGCUGAGAUGUGCUUCCUAAAAGCUGACAGCAGGGAAAUCAGUGGACGCAGGACAUAUUUGGCGAAAGGGAUAUCUUAAUUGACCCCAAUAACCAUUUAUGUAUGAGGGAUUUGACCUGGAGCUUGAGUGUGUGUGGGGGGGGGAAGUUUGGAACCGCAACUAACGUAACUGCCCGCUGAGUAUUUCAUGACUCCCACAGCUCAGGUCACCCGUUAAGUUAUUAUCCGUGCUAUAUGCUGCAAGAGAAUCAGCUAAAUUUGAGAUAUAUUUAGAAGUAUAAAUCCAUCAAUCCCACUGCAUCAUGUUUUUAUGAUAAAAUGUCUAUGCACUUAAACACAAUUAACCAAUAAUCAAAAAUACAUUCAUACAUAAAUGAGAGCCAAACUCAAAUGUAAUCCAAUGCUGUGGUCAAUUAUUAGCCUCACAGAAGCCAUAUUUAAUCUUCCAAGUUGAGUAAGCAGAGUUUGUAAAUUAUGGCACAAAGUGAAGAAUAUCUAAAUAUUUUUUACAUCUGUGAAGUGGAAUAGUUUUAGUUUUAAUUAUAUAUAAGACAUAUACAGAAAAGAAAAAAUGUGUGUGAAUGCGUUCUCCUGUUGUCAUGCUGCCACGAUGGAUGAUACCACAUGGUCGGAGGGGGAGGGGGGGGAUCGGGAAAGACCUCUGCCAGGCAAAUGGCCAACACGACCUACACCCCCAGCCAGCAGACAGGAUCAAACUGUUUAUGCUCUGAUACUAUUUGCAAUGCCUUCAUCUGAGAAAAGGCUUUAUUAGUAGCCUUAUUACAUAAAUGUUUGUGUGAUGACAAAGCUAGUGUAGGAUCUUUAAAAUGUAUAUAAAACACAGUAAUAUAUACUCUUGGAAUACAUUUUAGAAUUGUCACCUUGUAUACGUGUUGAUGCAAUUGAGAUUUUUUUUUUUUUACUUCUGUCAUAUGGCUUUGUGCUUUAUGUAUCAUGUCAAAGCUUUUUUGUACUUCUGUACCAGCACACAAAAUUACCAGUUUAUCAGUGCCACUUUGCCUCAGGGUAGUUUCUCAGUAUUAUAAAAUGUUAAAAUCUGUAUCCAUAGUCUUUAUGUGGUUGUUUUUUUAUGACAUACCACUCUGAUAAUAGCUAAAUAAAAGUCUCAUAUUGAAUAAAUACAUCUUGCCUAGAAA